GGUAUUAAUAUGUGAACACGCGUACGUUUAUUAAUGUAUUGUGUUUUCCACAUUUUAUAACAAAAUAACCAGAUACAAUUAAAUUAUUCACAAUAUUUUGUAAGAUCAAAAAUAAAUUCUUUUCGCUAUGGCUGAUAUGAUUGAAGUAUCAACAGCAACUCCGGCGGAGUUACUUGGUGCUGGUCGACGCCACUUGGCUGUUAGAGACUUUCAUUCGGCUGCUGAAGUACUGGCCAAAGCUUGUGAACUGUUGGCUAAAGAACAUGGUGACACGGCGGACCAGUGUGCUGAGGCAUAUUUAUGGUAUGGCCAAGCACUAUUAGGUUUGUCCAGGGACGAAAGUGGAGUUUUGGGAGAUGGUAUGCCAGGAUCAGGCAAUGUUGAUGAUGACGAUGAAGAACAAGGUGAUGAUGACAACAAUGACAAUGAACAAACAGAACAAAGCUGCGAACCUGAAAAGAGUAAAACUGAACACAACGAGGCUGAAUCUACUUCGAUGGAGGCUGAUACAUCAACAAAGGAAGCUGAGUCGAAACCGGCACAAUCUACAACUAGUGAUGCACCGGGUGCAAGUUCAGAGGUCACUGAUAAUGCUGAACCUAGCACAAGCAAUGAUGAUGCUAAUGAUGAAUCUGUCGUAAAUAUGGAUAGUGAAGAUGAUGUCGACAAUUUACAGCUUGCUUGGGAAAUGCUUGACCUGGCCCGCAGUAUACUGUCGCGGCGCGCGGCGGGCGGGGGCGAGGGCGCGGGGGGCGGCGCGGCGGCGCGGGCGCUGCUCGCCGACACGCACCUCGCGCUCGGGGAGGUCGCCCUCGAGAGCGAAACGUACGAUAAAGCUGUUCUUGAUAUGCAGAGCUGCUUGGAGAUCCAGAAGGAAUUGUAUCACAGCGACGACCGGCGUAUUGCUGAAACACAUUAUCAAAUUGGGCUGGCUAAUUCCCUCGCUUCAAACUUCGAAGACGCGGUCACUCACUUCAAGAACGCCGCCAAUAUACUCGAAACCAGAAUAAAGACUCUCGAGGGUCCAACCGCGGCCACGGACGACGCCACCGUCAAGAAGUACUCGUCAGCGGACCCGCUCUAUACAAUCGAAGGGGAGAUCAAGGAAUUGAAGGAACUUCUGCCGGAGAUCCAAGAGAAAAUUCAAGACAUGAUGGAUUAUAAAGCGGAGACAAUAAAACGGGUACGCGAAACCCUGUGCCCGUCGAACGGCGAGAGCUCUACACAAAAUGGCGCCGGCUCUAGCGCGUCUCAGCCGCGACCGGCCGCCUCCGACAUCUCCCAUCUCAUCAAGAGGAAGCGGAAGGCCAGCAACGAACCCGAGGCGUCUCCCGCGAAGAAGAUGAACACGUGAACGCGCAUCUACCGUUGUAUGGGUCUCACCGUUACUUGGACUGAACAGAAUCAAACGUGUUUGGAAUUGAUGUGGACUCUAAUUUUUUUUUUUUAUAAAUUCGUAGCGAACUCCGACCACGUUCCGCCUUCGAAUCUACUCGCGCGCCACCUGUCGCCAAUUGCAUGUACUAUGACCAAAUCUUAAAGGGUGGUAUCAUUGUAAAUAGUUUCAACUCGAGCAGAUAAGCGACGUUUGUUGAUGUUUGCAAGGACCAAACCUUCUUCGAUAUUGGACUUCAUACAAAAAAAAAAUAUUGGCCCUUUAAAUCGAAUUAGAAUCAGUUAACGUUAACGACCCAGACAAUGAUAAAGAGUACAAAACAAUGAUGUCGAAACACAGCAAAAGUAGAAAAAAAUUAUUAAAGAAAAAAUCAUUGAAAUUUUACAGCAUUUGCCUUCCACAUAUUAUACGUCUUUGGCCAUUUUUGUAUCUAACAAAAAAAAAAUGAUUUCCAAAAUGUUGAAACUUUAAAGUAAAAAAAUGAUGAACUAGAAUUAUGGCUAAAAUUGCUUUGGUUAAUAUGAAUGCGGACGUAAUAACGUAUGUUUUUUUAGACUUUAAGUGUACUAUUAUAAUAAAUUAGGCUUCGUAAGACUAUAGUUCGUAUAAUUGACUGUUAGAGACGAUACGUUAUAUUUAUUCAACAUCCACAAAACGUUAAGUGUUCACAAGUGCUCACGAUCAGUUGGUAAUUGUUGUUGUAUUGGUAAUGAUAAGAAUACUUAAGGUCUGAUUCGCUUCUGUUGUCUGAAUUGUGAGUUUAGGAUUUAAUCUCACUAUUAAAUGAAAUCGAAUGAUAAAAAAUACGACAAAAAACUUACAAUUCGAUAAUUACAUUGAUUAAUUGAUUGAUAAAGUAUACGUAAAUGUGAUAAGAAACUUUGUUGAUUAAAUAUGAUAACAGCGACUGAAGAUAUAUAUUUCAAAUUAUUUUUUUAAUAUCACGAUGAUUCAUGAUAAGCAACGAUAACAUUAUUAUUAUUAUCUAUGGCUAGCUGAUUCAUAGUAAAAUAAAAUUGUCAGAUGACGCUGAAUAAAAAAAAUCGCUCAAUAAAUAAAUUGUGUUAAUAGUGCUACCCAUGGACAUCAGCAAGGUCCUCUCGCAGGUCCAUUUGCGGGUUUGUCGGCAGUUUGUAUGUAAUCAGAUCGUGGCCGUGCCAUUGUUUUAAAAAAUCCUUUCAGCUAAGGAUAAAUAAUAGUUUCAAAAGCUACACCCUGUAUAAGGAUUCAAUGCAUCCUAGUUUGAGGUUUUUAUAUCGGAUUAGGUAGGUAGUAAAUUCGAUAAUGUAAUUUACACAUUACAUAUAUCAGAUUUAUUUGUACAGCUGCCUGACUUUAUUAUAACUGUGUUAUAAUGUUAGUUAUUCCAAUGACUUUGACCUCAUUCCGGAGACUAGUUAGAUAUUUCUGUUGUAAUGUCUCCGGUAACCACUUAAAGAGAAAGGGAGUGCUCAUCUGACUAAAAAAAAAACCAUAUCGACGCUUGA
This is a messenger RNA of Bombyx mandarina (wild silkworm), 2883 nucleotides long. It is a transcript of the gene Nasp, whose product is annotated as Nuclear autoantigenic sperm protein. Gene Ontology annotation, biological process: DNA replication-dependent chromatin assembly; CENP-A containing chromatin assembly. Gene Ontology annotation, molecular function: histone binding. Gene Ontology annotation, cellular component: nucleoplasm. The record is from RefSeq and is a predicted model, not a curated record. Lineage: Eukaryota; Metazoa; Arthropoda; Insecta; Lepidoptera; Bombycidae.